Messenger RNA from Racocetra persica, 1623 nucleotides. The record is from the annotation of a GenBank genome assembly. NCBI's taxonomy places the organism in Eukaryota, Fungi, Glomeromycota, Glomeromycetes, Diversisporales, Gigasporaceae.
AUGUGUGGAAUUAUCGCGCUUCUGCUAUCGAAUCCCGAUAUAUUGGCAAGUGUCGAACUGUUCGAGGGAUUGCAAAUAUUGCAACAUAGAGGACAGGAUGCGGCAGGUAUCGUGACAUGCGGACAUAAAGGACGUCUUUAUCAAUGUAAAGGGAAUGGAAUGGUGAGGGACGUUUUUGAUCAGGAAAACUUACAGAAUUUGAUUGGAAGUCUCGGUAUCGGUCAUGUUCGCUAUCCAACCGCUGGAACGUCUUCCAAUUCUGAAGCGCAACCUUUUUAUGUGAAUAGUCCAUACGGAAUAGUUUUGGCACACGUAUGUAAAGAACUGGAUAAAAAUGGAAAUCUUGUUAACGCAGAAGAAUUAAAGAACUCACUGGACGUUAAGGCACACCGUCAUAUCAACACUGACUCUGAUUCCGAAUUACUUUUGAACACAUUUGCCGACAAUUUACAGCAAACCGGCAAAUUCAGAAUUUACGAAGAAGACAUCUUUACGGCCAUAAAAGGACUUUACGAACAAUGUACAGGUGGUUAUGCGUGUGUUGCUAUUAUUGCAGGUUUCGGUAUUAUUGGGUUUCGUGACCCACAUGGAAUUAGACCAAUAUGUUAUGGAACUCGGCUAAACCACGAGGGUUUUGAUUUUAUGUUUGCGUCAGAGAGUGUCGUGUUGGAUGCUUUAGGUUUCACAGACAUUAGAGAUAUAAAUCCUGGCGAAGCUGUCAUCGUAACGAAGCAAGCUAUAACAAAACGUAUACUAGUGAAUUGGGGAGAGCUCACACCAUGUAUAUUUGAAUAUGUAUAUUUUGCACGUCCUGAUUCAGUCAUUGACGGAAUUUCCGUAUAUCGCUCGAGGUUAGAAAUGGGUGAGCAUUUAGCCGAUCAAGUUGUGAAAAAAUGCGGCAAAAAUUUGGAUAUUGACGUCGUCAUUCCGGUUCCUGACACAAGUCGUGUAGCUGCUCUUCAAGUGUCACACAAAUUGAAGAUUGCGUAUCGUGAAGGAUUCAUAAAAAAUCGUUAUGUAGGGCGUACAUUCAUAAUGCCCGGACAACAAAUGCGUCGAAAGAGUGUUCGACGUAAAUUGAAUGCCAUGGCUUUGGAAUUUGUCGAUAAAAAUGUUUUAAUAGUUGAUGAUUCAAUCGUUAGAGGUACAACUUCCAAAGAGAUUGUCCAAAUGGCACGCGACGCCGGCGCAAAAAAAGUGUACUUCGCUUCAUGUGCACCUCCGAUUAGGUAUCCUAAUGUUUAUGGUAUAGAUAUGCCAUCUCGACGGGAGCUUGUGGCAUUUGGUCUUGACGAUGAUUCAAUUGCCAAAGAGAUAGGUGCGGAUAUGGUAAUAUAUCAGGAUCUUAAUGACUUGGUUACUUCUUGCCAGAAGUUCAACCCAAAUAUUGCAGCAUUUGAUUGUUCUGUAUUUAAUGGUCAUUAUGUUACCGGCGGGGUUACAAAUGAAUACUUGGAUCGUUUAGAAAGGUCUCGUAGUGAUUUGGCAAAAUCGUCUAGAGAAAACCUUCAUUCUCCUGAUACUAUUGGAUUACAUAAUUUUCGUUAUACAUCUUCACAAGCAUCAUUAGAGCGAAAUGGUCGGAAUGGUGUUAAAGGUGUUAAUGGAUCAUUACAAUAUUAG